CAAAAGUAUUUCUUUCCGUUUUGAUUCAUAAGCAAACCACACACUUACUUUUUAUACUUCAAAAUGGCAUAUGCACAAAAGGAUGGUAAAGACACUGUUGUCUUUGUAGAUAAGGAAUAUAUUGAUAGCCAAGAAGAAGAAGUGAUCACUCCUCAACAAAAAGAAAGUGAAGAAAAGGAUCAAUCUGCUGCUUAUGAUCCUGAAACUGGCGAAAUCAACUGGGAUUGUCCUUGUCUUGGUGGUAUGGCUCAAGGUCCCUGUGGUGAACAAUUCAAAGCUGCAUUCAGUUGCUUUGUAUAUUCUGAAGCUGAACCUAAAGGCGUUGACUGUAUAGAAAAGUUCAAGAAUAUGCAAGACUGUUUCCGUGAACAUCCUGAUAUUUAUGGAGACGAAAUUGACGACGACGACGAUGACGAGGAAGUAGAAGCAAAGCAAGGUGAAAAACAAGAAGAAUCCCAAGUCAAUGAACAACAAGAAACUGAAGAAAAGGAACAAGUAACAGCAUCAAAUGCUUUUGAACAAGGUGAUGACAAUCAAUCAUGGUUCUCUUCUUGUAUCAUGUCAAGUAAAAAGUCAAAGUCCAAAACUUCAACACCGCCACCACCUAACGGUAACAACAAACAACAACGUGGAAAACCAAGUGAUCCAGUCAAAGAUGGUGCUAAUGACAACAAGAAAUCAAUCUUUGGUGACUGGACAGGCAAAACUCCUAUUACAUUAUUGCACGAACAUUGUCAAAAGCACGACUGGGAAAAGGCAGUUAUUGAUAUGGAUCGCAAGAAACAAGGUUUUGUAGCCACUGUUCGAUUAGGAAAACGUAACAAGAAAACAGCACAAAUCCAGACCGUCCUCCUGUCACCUCCUGAUAUUUACUUUCCUACGGCUGUCGAAGCUCGUCAUGCUGCGGCAACUUUUGCGUUACAUCGAGUCAAUUCACAUAUGAAUAUGCACCAUGUCCUACCUCCUCAACAUCGUGAUCUGUGGCGUCAGUUUGAAUCUUUAAAGACAAGUGCUAAUGCCUGGCAGUAUUCACCUGAUCCAUUCAAUGCUCAACCACCUACACCUAUCGCCAGAUCCAAACGUCAAUUACCAACAAAAGAACAUGCCAAUGCAGCCAUUCCUAUGCCUCUCAUUCAACAACAAGAACAAUUCUCUUCAACUACCAGUCGGUCAGCAUCGGCUGCUUUGGAUCAAGAUAUGGAUGAAAAAAUGCAAAAGUUUUGGGCAAGUCUACCUACUGUUCAUAUGACCUCUGAAAAUAGAAUUAUGAUUGAAUCCAUUGUCAAGCAAUCUGAUCUAGUUUAUCAACCAUCUACGAAGAAGCUGAAACCUGAUGAAAAACAAGAAAUCAUGGAUGGUUUGAUCAAAAUGGGGUUUCGUCCUUCUCAUGUCAACGAAGCUUUGGAUUAUUGCUCUGAUACAGCCUCUGCCUUGGAUUGGUUAUGUUUGCACGUACCAGAAGAUGAUUUACCUGGUCACUUUUUACAUGGAAGUUAUAAUCCAAAAAUGACUACCAUUUCUCAUACAACCCAAUCUCUUGGACGUGAUUGGCUUCUCAAACGAAUGAAUUCUAUUGGAUAUCCAGCAUCGAUCUGUGAAGAAGCAAUGCAACAAAUGGGCGAUGAUGACAGCAAAGCAUUGGAAUUAUUACAAUGGCGACUCGUCCACGCGGAUACUGACAUGCCUGAAAUGGAAGCUACCACCAUGGACGAUCAAGAAUUAAAGGAUGCACGAGAAGAAGAAAUUAUUGCUUUGGAAUCCAUAUAUGAAUCACGAUUUCAAAGAGAAAUUGAUCAGGAUCAACGUCAGCACUAUAAGAUACAAUAUAUGGUACAGGUAGAUACGACUACGAAGACAACAACUACGAUCGUCAACAAAAAGAAACAAACCAAGACGGCUCUCCCACCUCGUCAGCCAUUGAUUUUGGAUAUCAUGAUUCCGACUCAUUCUACAUACCCACAUGCCCUUCCUGUUUUUAUGAUCCAUUGUGAUGGUUUACCGUCAUAUCUCAAACUCUCGAUGAUUCAAGGACUAGUAGAGGAAGGCGAACGUAAUAUGGGAAUGCCUAUGAUUUAUAUGUGUGCUGAAUGGUUACAAGAACAAGCUGACAAUCUGAUUGCAAACCCACCCAAGUUACGCAAGAUCACGGAUGGUCUUAUGACAACGCCUUUGGCUCCCAAGAAGGUACAACGAAGAAACAAAAAGAUUGGACAACGAUAUCAACAACAAGCACCUCUUUGCCAAGAUCAGCAACUUUCUGCCACACUUAAAUCUGAACUGGAGUCUAUGCAUGCAAGCGAUGCCUAUCAACCUUUUGCUACUGUUCGUUCCAAAUUACCUGCUGAUGCAUUCAAAACAAAGGUUAUCCAAGCUGUUCAAAAGCAUCAAGUCACCAUUGUAUCUGGAGAAACAGGUUGCGGAAAAACAACCCAAGUGCCUCAGUUUUUAUUGGAUGAAGCAAUUAUGAAAAAUCAAGGAUCAACUUGUAGUAUCAUCUGUACUCAGCCUCGAAAAAUCUCUGCUAUUGGUGUUGCUGAGCGUGUUGCUGCCGAACGGUGUGAAGCUAUUGGUCAAACUGUGGGUUAUGCUAUUCGUGGUGAAACAAAGGUAUCUGCCACUACAAGAUUACAAUUUGUCACCACUGGUGUAUUACUUCGUAGAAUUCAUAGUGAUCCUACUUUGAAAGGAAUCAGCCAUGUCAUGAUUGAUGAAGUACAUGAAAGAUCUGUUGAUAGCGACUUUUUAUUGAUCAUCUUGCGACAACUUAUUCAAAAACGAAAAGAUAUCAAAAUCGUAUUAAUGAGUGCUACUAUCAAUCAAGAAUUAUUCUCAGGUUACUUUGGUGGAGCUCCUACUGUUGAAAUCCCAGGAUUUACUCACCCUGUUGAAGACAAUUAUCUUGAAGAUAUCCUUGCAAUGACGACAUAUGUAUCGAAAAUGCCAUACUCCAAUAAAAAGGAUAAGGAUGACGAAGAAAAUGGAUUGAACAAACCAGCAGGACAAUGGGCGCAGUGGCAACUGCCUUAUUUAGAAAAAGGGUAUGAUGAACGAACAGUGCAUUCUUUGGCAAGGUACCGAAAUCAAGACAAGAUCGAUUAUGAUUUGGUAGCUCAAACAGUCAAGUACAUUGUGGACAAUGAAACAUUGAAAAUUGAUGAUGGUACGGAGCCUGCAAUAUUGAUCUUUAUGCCUGGUGCAAUGGAAAUCAAACGAUGCGUGGAAUCUCUUCAAUCGACUUUACCGUCCUCCAGUGUUUAUGAUAUUUUACCUCUUCAUGCCAAUUUAUCACCUCAAGAACAAACUCGCGUCUUCAAACCAGUCAAAAAGGGUGUUCGUAAGGUAGUGGUGGCAACCAAUGUAGCAGAAACAUCGAUUACAAUUGAAGGGGUGAUAUAUGUGAUUGAUUCGGGUCGUGUGAAGGAAACACAAUACGAUGCUGGUAGCAAUAUGAUGCAUUUGGUAGAAACAUGGGCUUCAAGAGCUUCUUGCAAACAACGACGUGGGCGUGCUGGGCGUACUCGACCUGGAAAAUGUUUCAAAUUGUUUACUCGGGAUACGGAGGAACGAAAAAUGAGACCGCAACAAGUACCUGAAUUGCUUCGGACACCUUUGGAACAACUUUGUUUACAAGUGAAAUCUAUGGCUAGUAGUGAUGAUGGUUCUAUUUUGGAUGUUAAAACCUUUUUACGUAGUGCCAUUGAUCCUCCCUCUAUUACUGCUUUGAACACGGCUCUGGCAACGCUUAGGGCAGUAGAUGCUAUUGAUGAUACAGAACGUGGGGAUUUAACACCUUUAGGCAAACAUAUGGCAAACAUUCCUGCCGAUCUUAGGAUCAGCAAAAUGCUUCUAUUUGGUUCCAUCUUCAAAUGCCUCGAUCCUAUAUUAACAAUUGCUGCCACUAUGUCUUUGAAAAGUCCUUUUACGUCUCCAAUGGAAAAACGGGAAGAAGCCAAAGAGGCCAGGGAAAAGUUUAUCUAUGGAAACAGUGAUUGGCUUACAGAUAUGCGUGCAUAUGAUGAAUGGUAUCAAAUUAUCAAGACAAGGGGAAUUCGGGAAGCUAGACUUUUUUGUGAAGAAAACUUUCUAUCAUUUGCAACCAUGACAGAAAUUCAAUCUUUACGACGACAAUAUGCUGAUAGUUUGAAGGAAAUUGGAUUCUAUGACCCGACUCGUUAUGGUGGUGAUGAUUAUUAUAAUAGUAAUCAAGAGAAUACCAAUCUAUUGAAAAGCAUUAUCUUUGGAGGUCUUAAUCCUAAUUUGGCCCGGAUUCGAUUACCUGAUACCAAAUAUGAUAAGGUUCUUAGUGGUACUGUGGAAAGGGAAAAAGAAGCCAAGGAAAUCAAGUUUUAUACAAAACAGGAUGGUCGUGUAUUUCUUCAUCCAGCAUCGAUACUCUUCAACACUAAUCAAUAUGGGGCUUCGUUUUUGACGUAUUUUUCAAGAAUGACGACCAGCAAGACAUUCCUUCGAGAUGGGACUGAAGUACCUUCAUAUGCGAUUCUUUUCUUUGGUGGCAAAUUGGACGUAGAUCAUUUAGGAAGAGGAUUGAAAAUAGGGGAUGGUUGGCUCAAGUUUAGAGCUUGGGCUCGUAUUGGUGUGUUGGUGAAUCAAUUGAAACGACUUUUAUCUGCAGAAUUGGAAAGCAAGAUUGAAGAUCCUAAUCAAGACAUUUCUUCAAGUGGUGUUGUAGAUGCUAUGGUUACUCUGAUCUCUAGUGAUGGUAUUUAAUGUUACUUCUCCCCUUUUAUUUUUUUCCCCCUUAUUGUUCCCCCCCGUUGAUCCAUAAAUACAUAUAGAUAAAUAGAUACUUUUUUUUUUGAAUGAAU
This is a messenger RNA of Halteromyces radiatus, 4826 nucleotides long. RefSeq names its product P-loop containing nucleoside triphosphate hydrolase protein. The coding region runs from base 64 to 4728 and encodes 1554 amino acids. The transcript is spliced from 15 exons. Lineage: Eukaryota; Fungi; Mucoromycota; Mucoromycetes; Mucorales; Cunninghamellaceae. Gene Ontology annotation, cellular component: intracellular anatomical structure. Gene Ontology annotation, molecular function: protein binding; RNA binding; ATP binding. The record is from RefSeq and is a predicted model, not a curated record.